UCUCGCUUCCGGGUCCCGACCCAGGCGGCGUCGGCGGGUACUCCAGCCGCCUCCGCCGUGGUCGCCGUGGUCGCCGUGGCCCUCCUUCUAGCGGGGCGAAGGAAGUUCUCCUUGCCACUCCCGCACGCCGCCGGGUUUGGAGAGAUGCAGUACCACGUAAAGAACAAGGCGGCUACGAGCGCGAUGCCCUCACGCGGAAAGGACACGGCGGCUACGAGCACGAUGCGGCCAAAGCAUGCCUUUGCAGACGAAAACUUAUCACAGGCGCUGUUAGCAUCUUCCGAACAUGGAAUCCAACGAAUGUCGUUGAAUAGAAAUUCGUCUUUGACGCCACAGCUUCGUGCAAAGGAGAUGGCAAACACAGGCUUAAGUUGUGGGGUUUCACAAAAGCACAUUGGAAAGGAGAGAUCGCCAUCGUUGGGCACGGGCUUGUGUGGAGAGGUGUCACAGAAGCAAAGGGAGAAGGUGGAUACAGGCUUGAUUCCAAAGAAGCAUAAUUCGAAGGAGAAGAUGUGCCCCCCUGGACCUGUCAACAUGACUGCAGCACGUGUUGCCGGAGAGAAGAAGCAGCACACGAGAAGCAAUAAUGCAAAGGGGAAGAUGUGCCGCCCUGACCAGCUCCACCAGCAUACACGGGGUAUCCAGGGGCCUGUCAGCAUGCCUGAAGCACGUGUUGCCGCAGAGAAGCAGCAGCACAAGAGAAGCAAUAAUGCAAAGGAGAAGAUGUGCCAUCCUGACCAGCUCCGCCAACAUACACAGGGUAUCCAGGGGCCUGUCAGCAUGACUGAAGCAUGUGUCGCCGGAGAGAAGAAGCAGCAAACGAGAAGCAAUACAUCCUUUCCAACAAAAAGAACCACUCCACAACUCAAAUCACGAGCGAGUUCCCGCUGCUCCAACGCCUCUACCAGUCGCCCUGUCGAUCCCCACGACCGUGGCAACACUGCUGCAGCCCAGGAGCAGAGACAAUCUGCCGUGAACAAGACGGCUAAAGAUAUGGAGGCCAUAAUCCAGAAGCUCAACGAGUUGGGAUUGGGAGACGAUAUCAGCUUUGAGGAGAACUAUGGAUACCUGAUGCAGCUGCCCUACACCCAUAUUCAUACUACAAUUAAUUCGGGUAUAAAUAGCCAUUAUAUGGAAAUCCGACAUGCGGUGUAUCGCAUCAGAUCCUUCAAGCUGUCACAAAAUGUGUCCAAGUAUGAGUUAUGCCGUGAUGAACUGCUAGACUGCCCUAUGGAUCUUCUUGAAAAGGAGGAAUUUCCUUCAGAUUUCCUUGUUGAUAUGGAUUAUUUUAAGUUCUUCCAGCAAGAGGGUGUUUUGGACUGGUACUUCCACCCUAAACUCUGCAAGAUUGCAGGCCUGGAUGACUACCAGCGUCUAGUCCCCCGGAAUCACUGGAAGCAUGAUGCUUACGAGUACGCUAAUUGGAGUGGGUACAUGGAACACUUCCAUACCUAUGAGACGGAGCAUGAAUACAUCGAGUACUUUGAGACAUUAUUAAGUGAACUUAAGUGGUUGGAAAAUUGUCUACCGAUUAGGCGUACGGCAUCUGCUAUUGCAGACAGAAUAUGCACCAGAGGAAUUUAUCAAGCAACGAAGAUCGCCACUCGCUUUUCGAAGAUGACAAGUCAUUUGGCUUUUUUUGGCUUCUACGAAUGCUUUACUUACAUGAGCAUUGAGGCUACUUGGUGUGACGGGUCUGAUGAUCUCUUUUUCGAGAUAUGGAAGCGGGUUGCCCAAGAAAAGGAGAGUCUCAGAGAUGCUGUGAAGGAAGUCUAUAAACUGAACAAGUUUUUCUCACGGCAGGAUUUCAUGAAAUAUACCGUAGAGGAGGAUGACUUAAUCAUACUGGAAAAGGGGUUUCAGACUUGCAUGAGAGGCGUUACCAAGGAUGUAUCAGAGGAUGAGGCUCGGGAGUUGAUUGCAGAAGCAGUUAAAAAGAAGAGGAUAAAACCCAAAUUCUAUCAUGAGUAUAUCAAAAAGAAGAUGGACAUUGCCCGAUCUAUAGGAUUGAUCCCCAUGGAGGACUGAAAAGAUGGCUUCAGGAGCUUCCAUUUCUUCAGGAUGUCUUUCUUGGGUUUCAUGUGCUUUUGCUGCUGCAAUGAAGCAGAGGGGGAGUACCAGACUUGUAGCAAUGAAGUAGUACUCCUAGUUUACUAGAUGGAUGGUUUGCCGGGUGUGUUCCUACUUCCCAGCCUACUGGAUCAUGUGAUGUUUUAGGUGUCACUUGUCUGAUUGUCUCCAGUGGCGUCGAAGGAGAUGUCAAUAAAUAAAUUAAUUAAAUAAUAACUGCUGACCUUUUUUUUAGUGAAAAUAUUACUGAGCUGCCCUGCUAUUUUUCACGGG
This is a messenger RNA of Lolium perenne, 2343 nucleotides long. RefSeq lists its product as uncharacterized. The record is from RefSeq and is a predicted model, not a curated record. Lineage: Eukaryota; Viridiplantae; Streptophyta; Magnoliopsida; Poales; Poaceae.